This is a messenger RNA of Hydra vulgaris (swiftwater hydra), 723 nucleotides long. Its product is annotated as IQ domain-containing protein K. NCBI's taxonomy places the organism in Eukaryota, Metazoa, Cnidaria, Hydrozoa, Anthoathecata, Hydridae. Gene Ontology annotation, molecular function: protein binding. The record is from RefSeq and is a predicted model, not a curated record.
GAAUGAUAAUAUAGUUGCCAUGAACAAUAAAAAAAAAAAUAAGUUUAGUGAAGACAUGCAAGAGUUGUUCUAUUUGUUGAAAAACCAAAAGUGGGAUUCAAAUAAACCUCCAAAAGAACUAUGCUCUGCAAAAGCUUAUCUGCAAUAUUAUAUAUUUCCUAUACUUCUACCAGCUAUAAAUGAGUUACUCACACAUAUCCAAAAAAACAAUAUUUUGUCUAAAAGGAGAUCUAGAUUUAAUGCAUGCGAUUAUAUUUCUGAGUAUUUAUACAGAAAUAAUCCAAGAUAUACGAACCGAGCUGAUGCAUUCUUAGAAAAUAUCCCCUUUGUUCAAAGAAUUAUGCUUGAAAAUCCUAGACCUCCUCUGCCGUUGUCAUUAGUUUGGAGUGACGAGGAAGCAGCAAUCAAGAUACAAUCAUUUUGGAGAGGAUACGCUGUUCGGAAACUUGAAAACGUGCAAGAACUUCGAAAUUAUCAAAAAGAAAUGAGAACGGUAUCGUGUGAAAUUUUGUUUCCUGUUCAAGUCUACAUGAAAAAAUAGUUAAAUUGCAAUAAAUCAUGACGUGUUCUGCAAGCCAACAUUAAUAAACCACAGUGUACGGUUAUUGGCGAUAAGCAUGAUCGUCAUUGGUAUCAUUCUUUAUAAGGAUUAUUUAAGUAUAACAUAAAGAGUAAUUAAGAUUGUAGUAUAAUCUAUAUUUAUUGCAACGUAUCUUCUUGUAA